UCAUUCAGGAUGACCAGCGACAGAAGGUUCGUCUGAACACCUUCGGCUUCUUCACUAACGGUUACAUGACGGUGAAUGUCUCCGGCCUCUCCAUAAAGGGGUACAGCAACCUCCCAGAAGUGGGCAACUGGCUGUUUGGCUUCAGCUUGGACCGGACCAAAAAUGAUGGAUUCUCCACGUAUCUGGACCGAGAACUCCAUGACUGUAUCCUGAAGAACAUGGACAGUCGCCCCAAGGAUGCCGCCCUCCUGCAACUCAACUUCUCAGCUAGCAGGGUUUGUCUGAGCACCGCUGAUGACAACCUCCUACCUCACAUCGUCUUCACCACUCCUAAGGAGGGCGACAAAGCAUCUGACACCCCGAGUUCUCAGAAUAAACCAGAGAACAGCAAGCAGUCAGCAGCAAAGAGAAGGCGCCGAGACGCAGAUAAUCCAGGGAUGAAAGGUCCCACGACAAAAACUAAGGUGGACAAGAAGGCGGCAGAAACCAAGGUGGACCCUAAGGCGGCAGAAACCAAGGUGGACCCUAAGGCGGCAGAAACCAAGGUGGACCCUAAGGCGGCAGAAACCAAGGUGGACCCUAAGGCGGCAGAAACCAAGGUGGACCCUAAGGCGGCAGAAACCAAGGUGGACCCUAAGGCGGCAGAAACCAAGGUGGACCCUAAGGCGGCAGAAACCAAGGUGGACCCUAAGGCGGCAGAAACCAAGGUGGACCCUAAGGCGGCAGAAACCAAGGUGGACCCUAAGGCGGCAGAAACCAAGGUGGACCCUAAGGCGGCAGAAACCAAGGUGGACCCUAAGGCGGCAGAAACCAAGGUGGACCCUAAGGCGGCAGAAACCAAGUGUUUUCCCAUGCGGGUGCAGGACGGGGUGGCCUCGUUUCAGUUCUCGUUUAAUGUGACUAAGCCGGAGAUGGAGGGACAGUACAGCCUGUACUUCCACAGCUGCAUCAGUGGGAACCGGCAGCAGAACCCCUUCAGCCUGGAGAUCCACAUCACAGAGAGAAAUCCUGACAGCUUCCUGUCUGCAGACGAGAUCCCGCUGCCUAAGCUCUACAUCUCUAUGGCUCUGUUCUUCUUCAUUGCCGGGCUCAUCUGGGUUCACAUCCUCCGGAAGCGCAGUAGUGACGUCUUCAAGAUCCACUGGUUGAUGGCUGCGCUGCCCUUCACCAAAUCCCUCUCUUUGGUGUUCCACACGAUCGAUUAUCACUACAUUGCGACUCAGGGUUAUCCGAUCGAGGGCUGGGCCGUGGUGUAUUACAUCACUCAUCUGUUGAAAGGUGCGCUGCUGUUCAUUACCAUCGCUCUCAUCGGAACGGGCUGGGCCUUUGUCAAGCACAUCCUCUCGGAUAAGGAUAAGAAGAUCUUCAUGAUUGUGAUCCCGCUGCAGGUUCUGGCCAACGUGGCUUACAUCAUCAUCGAGUCCACAGAGGAAGGCAGGACCGAUUCCAGCCUGUGGAAGGAGAUCCUGUUCCUCGUCGACCUCCUGUGCUGUGGCGCCAUCUUGUUUCCGGUUAUAUGGUCCAUCCGUCAUCUCCAGGAAGCGUCUGCAACAGAUGGGAAAGCUGCUAUCAACUUGGCGAAACUGAAGCUUUUCAGACACUACUAUGUAAUGGUCGUCUGCUUCAUAUACUUCACCCGGAUCAUUGCCUUAGUCAUCAAGUUAGCAGUCCCAUUCCAGUGGAAGUGGAUGUACCAGCUUCUCAAUGAAUUGGCCACCUUCGUCUUCUUCGUGUUGACCGGGUACAAAUUCCGGCCGGCGUGUGACAACCCAUACCUGCAGCUUCCCCAGGACGAGGACAUGGACGACCUGGAAAUGGAGGCCGUAGUGACGACCACAGGAUCCACAGAGGGCAUCAAGAAAGUGAAAAAAGUCCUGAAUGGGUCGUCGGAGGGGCGCUCCGAAUGGGAGAACUCCGCCUGAAAGGACAAAUGACCUGGAUUUUAAUUUAUUAUUUACUCCUAUUCUUCAUGCAAGGACGCGUUUCACUGAAAAACGGUGCAGACGGACCGAACACAGUCCCUCAACCUGCACCCCAAAAAUCAGCCUCUACUGGAUGCCAGCGCAGCCCCUAUGUUUGGAGACCCCCCCCCCCCCCAGCCCUGGUGCUUGUAAGAGGAGCUUUAAAAAAAUAUUAAUCUGAUGAGUUUUGUACCUCGGGGGCCGACAAGCGGCAAUACACGCAGGCGGCUGCUGAGGAUGCUGCUUGUGGUUUGCAGGGCCCGCUGGGAAUCCUCCCGCGUCGAGCGCCUGUACAUACACCGAUUUUCAUUUUGUAGCAGAUCUAUACGGUCUCUAGAACGUCCUGCUCCAUAUCCCGGAGGUGGACGUGCCGCGCUGCGCACAUUGUGCUUCCAGGGCCUUGCUCGCUCUUUCAUUACUGUGUGAGCUCCGCGUAGUCGCAGGAAGACUCUGCUUCCCUAAGCUUAGCUGCUGCCAUGUUAAUGCAGCACUGUGGCCCUGAGACUGCAGGGGCCAUCAUGUUAAUGCAGCACUGUGACCCUGAGACUGCAGGG
Molecule: messenger RNA, 2515 nt
Organism: Bufo gargarizans (Asiatic toad)
Lineage: Eukaryota; Metazoa; Chordata; Amphibia; Anura; Bufonidae
Product: protein GPR107-like
Exons: 17
Coding region: 66-1922 (618 amino acids)
Biological process (GO): clathrin-dependent endocytosis
Cellular component (GO): clathrin-coated vesicle; Golgi apparatus; membrane
Molecular function (GO): clathrin heavy chain binding
Source: RefSeq, a predicted model, not a curated record